Messenger RNA from Bombina bombina (fire-bellied toad), 2439 nucleotides. Its product is annotated as zinc finger protein 436-like. Lineage: Eukaryota; Metazoa; Chordata; Amphibia; Anura; Bombinatoridae. Bases 150 to 1667 code for a protein of 505 amino acids. The record is from RefSeq and is a predicted model, not a curated record. The transcript is spliced from 10 exons. Gene Ontology annotation, biological process: regulation of DNA-templated transcription.
CCUUAUCUGAUAUGGCGGAAGAUUUCUGAAUUUGGCCACAUAUCAAAGUUUUAUAUCCAGUUUUUUUUGGACAUUUAUUUUCCCUACCAGGAAGCAUCAGAAGAUCAGACAGGGUCUUGUAGCUUCUUUAUUUCCCGAUAUAAAACAAGAUGAAGAAAAACCGGGAACAGAUGGCGGAGCAGUUCUUGAAUUACGCUUUGGAGAUCAUCUACCUGCUGACUGGAGAGGAAUACAGCGUUGUGAAGAAACGUUCCCCACACAGGAACAUUCACCGGCUGCACAGAGAGGUACCUAUCAAGUGCGAUGAUAUUGCGAUUUAUUUCUCUAUGGAGGAGUGGGACUAUAUAGAAGACCACAAGGAGCUGUAUAAGGAAGUCAUGACGGAGACUCCUCCGACACCCAAGACUCUGAGAGCCAAAGAAAAUACAAACUCCGAUACAAUUCUCCAGUUCCCUGAUCACUAUGAUGGAAAUACAGAAACUGUAUCUAUAAAAGACAAAGCCAAGGAUGAGAUUGAAGAAAAUGAUACACACGCAGUUGUGCCACAGACUGAGCCUAGUGUGGAAUCCUAUACAGAAAAACCAGAGGCCGUAUCAGUUAAUGAGAGAGAUAAGGAUGAGAACGCAGAAAAUCCCAAUCAGAAGGUGGAAAUGUAUUCUGACCCCAGUCCAGGCGAGUUUGUACCAACUGGGUACGAAAUAGAAAAUGCCGGCGAGAAGAGUCCAACAGAAGCUCUGACGCAGGAAACCCCCAAAUAUAUCUGUGAAGACCUUGAAGAUGAAAAUCUGGAAAUUAUAUCAAUUAGCGAGGAAGGAGACGAUGAGACGGAGGAUGAUGAUGAUCAACAGGUGGAAAUUAAUUCAAAUCACUGGGCAGAGUCUUCAUUUCCAAGUAGGGAACGUGUACGUUGGAAUAUGUUAGAAAAAUCUCAAGCCUGUUCUUCGAAUGACCUAGUGCGAGAAAAUACUGAUAUAUCUCAUAUGGUUAGUGAAGAGCUGCAGGAAAAUGUAUCUAAUGAAUUAACAUCAAGUGAAAAAGAUGUAGAAUAUCCUUCUCUCUAUUAUUACUGUGAUCAAACCAGGAUUACGCCAAGUAAAGGGUUUCUCAACCGUGAUAAUGACAUUGCAUGGACAGAUAUGCAGAUAAAAGACAAUAGGGGUCUAAGACCCAAUAAUGAGCUUAAUACAGAUCUUGUGGAAACAGAUCGCCAAUCGAUUCCCAGAAGAGAAAAGCCCCAUAAAUGUAAUGAAUGCGGAAAACAGUUUAGUUACAGAUCUCGUCUCAUUAGACAUCAGAAAUCGCACACAGGGGAGAAAACGCAUAGGUGUAACGAAUGUGGUAAACUGUAUGUUAACAAAUUUAAUCUUCUCCGACAUCAGAGAACACACACGGAAGAUAAGAUUUUCAAGUGCAGUGAGUGCGGAGAGCAGUUUACCUAUAGAUCUCACCUUAUUAUACAUCAGAGGUCUCACACGGGGGCAAACAACUGCAUGUGUAGUGACUGCGGGAGAUACUUUGCAUACAAGUCCCAUCUUGUAAUACAUCAGAGAUCACACACAGGGGAGAAACCGUACAGGUGCAAUGAAUGUUCAAAAUAUUUUUCAUGCAAAUCAAAUCUGCUUAUGCAUCAGAAAUUACAUGCAGGAGAAUCUUCAUCAUUGCAAUGAAUGGGGUAAACUUUCUAUAAAUCAUAUCCUAUUGCCAUGGAGGACAUGUUACAAUAUCAGAGUAGAGAACUAUGGGUAUUAAAUGUACCCACGUUUAGAAGGAUCUGGUUCAAGUGGUUUCAGUUAAAGCCUGGGACUAGAAUGAAUAAAGAAGUAUGCACUGUUUAUAAGCAUUUAAGAGACCUAUCUGCACACAGCUUUAAGCAGCUUUUGUCUCUACGUGUAACUUCAGGCAGCUCUUAUUGUCAGAUCCAAUAAAAACCCAAAAGUCCCAGGAUGCACCUUAAAAACAUUCUCCAGCUCGGAAACAAAAUCUCGUUGGUUUCCACUGGCUACUACAUUAUUGUUCAAAGGAUGUUCCAGAAUUGAUUUUGUGAUCAUCUGCUGCUACUCCAGGGCGCAAGUAUGUUGUUGGCUUAGUUUUCAACACAUGAAAUGAUGGAAUCACCAGGACUGACACAUAAAACCUUGUAAUGGUCUAUACCACUGUCACUGGCAUGUAUUUAGUAGUUAAACAGAAAUAUUCUAGGUAACGCAUAGGAUUAGAAAGGAAAAGGAAUAUAUAAUGACUUACACGACUCACCUAUAUAACAAAACAAACAACAUGGUAUCCAGAAUACAAAACUAUAAAAAUAUAAAUGGUGAACUAUUUCAUUCAAGGCUGUUCUCCAGCAGAUAGAAAACUCUUAACAGAAAUAUAGAUUUCACUGGUGUUUAAAGGGACAUAAAACAAGUUGGGACAGAGACAAAAUAUAAAAUGUACUUUUAAUUA